AUGCAUCCACAAGUACAACCACCACAGUACAACCACCACAGUACAACCACCACAGGUACAACCACAACUAAUAUAACCACAAGUACAACCACCACAGGUACCACCACAACUAAUACAAGUACAAGUACAAACACCACAGGUACCACCACAACUAAUACAACCACAAGUACAACCACCACAGGUACCACCACUACUAGUACAACCACAAGUACAACCACCACAGUUACCACCACUACUAGUACAACUACAAGUACAACCACCACAGGUACCACCACAAUUAAUACAACCACAAGUACAACCACCACAGGCAACACCACAACUAAUACAACUACAUGUACAUCCACCACAGGUAUCACCACAACUAGUACAGCCACAAGUACAACCACCACAGGUACAACCACGACUUAUACAACCACAAGUACAACCACCACAGGUACAACCACAACUAAUACAACCGCGAGUAAAACCACCACAGGUACGACCACUACUAGUACAACUACAAAUCCAGCCACCACAGGUACCACCACAACUAAUGCAUUCACAAGUACAACCACCACAGGUACCUCCACAACUAAUACAACCACAAGUACAACCACCACAGGUACAACCACAACUAAUACAUCCACAAGUACAACAAUCACAGGUACCACUACAACUAAUACAUCCACAAGUACAAUAAUCACAGGUACCACCACAACUAAUGCUUCCACAAGUACAACCACCACAGGUACCACCACUACUAGUACAGCCACAAGUACAACCACCACAGGUACUGCCACAACUAAUACAACUACAAAUACAACCACAACAGGUACCACCACAACUAAUGCAUCCACAAGUACAACCACCACAGGUACAACCACAACUAAUGCAACCACAAGUACACCAUGCACAGGUACAACCACAGCUAAUACAACUACAAGUACAACUACCACAGGUACCACCACAACUAGUACAGCCACAAGUACAACCACCACAGGUACAACCCCAACUGAUACAACCACAAGUAAAACCACCACAGGUACCACCACAACUAAUGCAUCCCCAAGUACAACCACCACAUGUACAACCACAACUAAUACAACUACAAGUACAACCACCACAGGUACCACCACAACUAAUGCAUCCACAAGUACAACCACCACAGGCAACACCACAACUAAUACAACUACAUGUACAUCCACCACAGCCACCACAGGUACCACCACAACUAAUGCAUUCACAAGUACAACCACCACAGGUACCUCCACAACUAAUACAACCACAAGUACAACCACCACAGGUACAACCACAACUAAUACAUCCACAAGUACAACAAUCACAGGUACCACUACAACUAAUACAUCCACAAGUACAAUAAUCACAGGUACCACCACAACUAAUGCUUCCACAAGUACAACCACCACAGGUACCACCACUACUAGUACAGCCACAAGUACAACCACCACAGGUACUGCCACAACUAAUACAACUACAAAUACAACCACAACAGGUACCACCACAACUAAUGCAUCCACAAGUACAACCACCACAGGUACAACCACAACUAAUGCAACCACAAGUACACCAUGCACAGGUACAACCACAACUAAUACAACUACAAGUACAACUACCACAGGUACCACCACAACUAGUACAGCCACAAGUACAACCACCACAGGUACAACCCCAACUGAUACAACCACAAGUAAAACCACCACAGGUACCACCACAACUAAUGCAUCCCCAAGUACAACCACCACAUGUACAACCACAACUAAUACAACUACAAGUACAACCACCACAGGUACCACCACAACUAAUGCAUCCACAAGUACAACCACCACAGGUACCACUACAUCCCCCACAGAUACCAUCACUACUAGUACAGCCACAAGUACAACCACCACAGGUACCACCACAACUAGUACAGCCACAAGUACAACCCCCACAGGUACAACCACAACUAAUACAACCACAAGUACAACCACCACAGGUACCACCACAACUGGUACAGCCACAAGUACAAGCACCACAGGUACCAUCACAACUAAUACAACCACAAGUACAACCACCACAGGUACUACCACAACUAAUACAACAACAAGUACAACCCCCACAGGUACAACCACAACUAAUGCAACCACAAGUACAACCACCACAGGUACAACCACAACUAAUACAACUACAAGUACAACCACCACAGGUACAACCACAACUAAUGCAUCCACAAGUACAACCACCACAGGUACCACCACUUCUAGUCCAGCCAUAAGUAUAACCACCACAGGUACCAUCACAAGUACAACCACCACAGGAACCACGACAACUAGUACAGCCACAAAUACAACCACCACAGGUACAACCACAGCUAAUGCAUCCACAAGUACAACCACCAUAGGUGCCACCACAACUAAUGCAUCCACAAGUACAACCACCACAGGUACCCCCACAACUAAUAUAACCACAAGUACAACCACCACAGGUACCACCACUACUAAUGCAUCCACAAGAACAACCACCACAGAUGCCACCACAACUAAUGCAUCCACAAGUACAACCACCACAGGUACCCCCACAACUAAUAUAACCACAAGUACAACCACCACAGGUACCCCCACAACUAAUAUAACCACAAGUACAACCACCACAGGUGCCACCACUACUAAUGCAUCCACAAGAACAACCACCACAGGUACAACCACAACUAGUACCACCAGAAGUACAACCACCACAGGUACAACCACUACUAGUACAGCCACAAGUUAA
Hyla sarda is the source of this 2748-nucleotide messenger RNA. RefSeq names its product mucin-2-like. NCBI's taxonomy places the organism in Eukaryota, Metazoa, Chordata, Amphibia, Anura, Hylidae. The record is from RefSeq and is a predicted model, not a curated record. Bases 1 to 2748 code for a protein of 915 amino acids. The transcript is spliced from 5 exons.